AUGAGGAAAAUUAAUAAAGCCGUCCAUUCCGACCCGAAUAUUGAAGAGCUUCUACUCUCUCUCCAGAUAGAGAAUGAAUCCCUUGAAGAGGGUGAAGCUUUCGAAAGCUCCUCUUCACUCAUGGACGAACCAGAGUGCAGGCUCGCCGGAGACAUAGUCCACAGAGAUCUUCGUGCAACGGAUGCCGACAUGAAAGCCCUGAUAGAAGGAGGAAAAUGCAAGAUCUCGGGGAACUCACUGCCUUUUUCACUAUUCGAGGUGAUCAAGAAAAAAGAAAGCACCGAAACAGCUGUUGUUUCCAAUCAGAAGUUCCUUAUCGAAGGCGGAAGGUAUGACUAUGGAUUUACCCCCAAAGAUCUGGAGAGGUACAGAAUCAAGCGAAAAAGAAGAAUAAAGGAGACAUGUCCUAACUGGGAAGACAUUUCAGAAGAAAAAAGAAACGAGCCGAGAAAAGUUCACGUUAGGUCUUUGAAACUCCGAAACAAAAGAUGA
Molecule: messenger RNA, 492 nt
Organism: Encephalitozoon intestinalis ATCC 50506
Lineage: Eukaryota; Fungi; Microsporidia; Unikaryonidae
Exons: 1
Coding region: 1-492 (163 amino acids)
Source: RefSeq, a predicted model, not a curated record